GCGCCAAACCCCCCAAAAAGCUGAGCGCGAGAGUCUGCAGUUCACAUAGUAACCAUAUCAACACACUGCAGAUACAGCAGUUACUGACCCGGAUAUCUGCUGAAAACACCGGAGAAACACCGAACAACCCGAAACACAUCUUUACCGGAGCGGUAGUGAGAUGAAGAAGCGCGGGGAGAGGGUCAGCAGAGAGAGGAGGGGGUCUGGACUGGAGGAGGAGCCGCUGAAGACUGAAGGACGGAACAUACAGGAAAAAAGCCCAGCCCAAACCAUAGAGGACUACCAGUGCUCUGGAAACGUGGAGCUGGACUUCCCAGAGCUGUGUGCUUUACAUGGCAUGAGGGAAAUCCCUCUUGUAAAGCUGAAACAGCCAUUGGUAUCGUCACCUCCUACAGACAGCGGAGAAACAGAGGAUGGCCAAAUUUUGUCUGAAAACCCAGUGACAACAUGGUGCCCUAAACCCUGCCUUCAGGUAGAGCUGGAGAAUGAGGACCCUCAAAGUGCCAAGAAAAUCAUUAUAUCUGGUUGGAGGGUGGACGAGAUGAUGGUUCAAGUGCUAAAUAAGACGUUACCAUCCCUGAGCAACUUACAGUGUCUGAAGAUGUGGCGAACUGGAAUAACUGAAAAUAUUUUGACUUCCUUGAGGAACACCAUUAUUAUGUGCACAAACCUCAGGACAGUCAUUUUGGAGGGAAAUCCAAUCCCAGAACAGAGUUAUCACAUCCUUAUGGGAGAGGACAGUAUGAUCAACCAUCUAUCUUUGCGAAACAACCGUAUUGGAGAGGAGGGAGCACGUUUGAUUGGUUCAGCUCUUUCCACAGUUCACUCUGCCAACAAGAAUCUUCUGACACUUAACAUGGCCUUUAACUGUAUUGGUGAUGAAGGUGCCAUUUACAUUUCACAGGGGCUGCGUUUCAACCGCACUUUGUUGUGUCUCUCUCUAGCCAACAACCAAAUAGGAGAUACAGGAGCAAGCAGUCUGGCUGAGGUGCUUGGCCCCUUUGCUCUGACACAUGAAGAAAUUAUUGAAAGGAGGCAGUUGAUGGUGGACCAGUUGUCGUCUCAGGCAGUUACUGCAGUCUCUAAAUGUGAGGGCUCUCUCUCCGUCCCUAGUAGCUCAUCAAUCGACCACAUGAAUAAGGGAUCCAAAAGCAUUCCUAAGAAAAAGGAUUCUUUAAAAAAGGAGGAGAAACCAGCAGCAAGUCAAACAGUGGGCAAUGCAGGAAAAAAAGAAGACGCCAAGCUGGCCAAGAAAGAUACUAGGGUGACACGUAGUAGAGGAGGAAAGUCUGGAGGGAAGGACAAGUCUCUGUCAGGAUCAGAACAAGAGGACAAGAGCAACUGUGCACAGAAGACAGGAGAGGAAGCACUAAACCCUUUGCUAGAUCCUGACAUUCGACACGCUGACGGGAAGGUAAUUCACCCAGGAAACAACACACUUAUCUCCCUCAAUCUGUCAGGCAACAAACUGACAGAACAGUCAGUACAGAAGUUCUUGUCGUCUGUGGUUGGCCAAGAUGAAGGAGGACUCCUACAUUUUUUUCUCAAUAGGAACUGCUUUCCCAAAGACUGUGACGCCUUCUUGAAGAUACUGGAAUUAAUGUCUCUUAAGGAUCCUUUAAACAAAACCAGCUCUGGUCAGGGGGACGAAGAGCAGGGACAGGAAGCUUAGUGUAGAUGGAUAGAUGACUUGGGACAGAGAAAUAUUUAAGUAAGUUAAAAGGAAAAAAUCAGAAAAAAAAAUCACACUAUGCUCAUUACAGCUGGUCAUGUUUCUUUGUGUAAAGGUAUCAUGUUAAUUAAAUGUCAUUCAUUAUUUUUUGUUAAACUGUGUGAAAUGUAAAACCUGUCAUUUAUAUUUAAUAAAAUGUAACAAGCUUAAAAA
Astyanax mexicanus (Mexican tetra) is the source of this 1885-nucleotide messenger RNA. It is a transcript of the gene lrrc71, whose product is annotated as leucine rich repeat containing 71. NCBI's taxonomy places the organism in Eukaryota, Metazoa, Chordata, Actinopteri, Characiformes, Acestrorhamphidae. The coding region runs from base 161 to 1672 and encodes 503 amino acids. The transcript is spliced from 17 exons. Gene Ontology annotation, molecular function: protein binding. The record is from RefSeq and is a predicted model, not a curated record.